Molecule: messenger RNA, 3368 nt
Organism: Folsomia candida
Lineage: Eukaryota; Metazoa; Arthropoda; Collembola; Entomobryomorpha; Isotomidae
Gene: Bili
Product: putative FERM domain-containing protein FRMD8P1
Exons: 11
Coding region: 1037-2473 (478 amino acids)
Biological process (GO): negative regulation of canonical Wnt signaling pathway
Cellular component (GO): cytoskeleton; plasma membrane
Source: RefSeq, a predicted model, not a curated record
CUGCUCCAAUUUCCAUUACAUCACCAACCAACCAUCUAAAUAAACCAAAAUAUAUACGAGAAAGAGAGAGAGAGAAAGCAAAAGUGGAGUGUGACCGAGCAAACCAAACUCAUAUUUGCCAACCAGCCAGGAAUAGAGAAAAAGUGAACCAUUUCCACUUUCCGCAACUCUCUGAAAUCCAUAAUUUUUGUGGUAGAGAAAAAAAUUAAGUGAAUCCGUAGACCUUUCUCCUCGUAAGAUAAUAAUUGGAUUGAAGGAACGUCGAAGUUCAAGGAAGCAUAAAAAAAAAUUUUCAUGGAAGGAAAAGGAGAAUCAGGACUUUAACUAGUUAGGAUUUAAGUUAGAAAGGACGUAAAGUACUUUUCAUUUUUCAUUUUAGUAGAACUCUCUUAGGUGUGAUAUUUCGUAAAAUCUUUAAUAGGUCAAAUUGUAGGGUUUAUAAUUUGCUUUAGUUGCAACAAUUAAGUUAUUUUAGUUCAUUCCUGUAUCAAUUUUGUAAAGUCGGAUAUCCUGAGGGUAUUUCAAAACUAUGUUAAUUUGAUUAAGUAGAGAUUACAUUCGCAAAAAAAAUCACAAAAUCAUCGAAACAUAAAAUAAUCACCUGCCUAACUGGAUGAGUGGAUGCCUGUGAUUGUGAUCCGUGUUACUUGCAUUUUUCUAUCGUCUCACUUUGUCCUGUGUUAGAAUUGGUAUCUCAAAUUGUCGCACAUCUCACUAACUUAGCUCACAGCUCUUAGGAUUAGCUUAGAGUCUUAAUAGGUCUCAAUUUCAGUUGGGGGUUUCAUGAAUAUGCAAUCUUCGACAAUGCACCUCUGACAGUUACUCAAGCAAUUACACGACGACACGCCUACAUAUUCAAUAUCGUACAUCGACAUUAGGAAAGACGUAACUCGUUAACAUGUUGUUGGCUAGAUGAGUGAUUAAAUGAAGCAGUACUAUCAGGACCAAUAGGCUAGAAGUAGAUCAUCUCAUCCGACUUACUCGUCACCUAUAAAAGUAGACCAUCGAUAACCACAACGUCGCAAUCCAAAUAAUAAUGAUGCCCACAUCAUCGCCCCAACGCCAACUGGUUUCGGCAGAGGAUCCAUCGCCCAUGGAGGGAGAUGACCAUGGUGGAUUCCAUGAACGGCUCAUUAUCCGUAAAACAUCUGUGGAAACGCAGACGCAGGAUGACUCUUAUUAUCAACGUAAAAUCACUCCAAGAGUCCCUAAACGAUGUAAAAUAGCCGUGUAUCUUGCGACGGGGACAGCCGUAGUAAUGGAGCCUGACAAGGGCAGUUCUGUUACAGCCAAAGACCUUUUGGACGCCCUCGUGGAAAGUGAAGAGCUCGCAUUGUCGCCUUAUGCCUCCAACGUGUUUUCUAUAUGGAUGGCUUCCUCCUUCCUCGAAGUGCAGCUGAAACCUACACAGCAACCUCUUGGAGUGAGAAAAAACUGGAAGGGACUGCUUCACAAUUAUAGCACUGCGACACACUUGGAAGCUGAAUCCGAUGACCCUCGGAUUUGUCUAAGGCGUUCUGCUUAUCUGACAAAAAGAGAAGAAAUGCGACUCAAGGACUCCAAGAUUUUAGAACUCUUGUAUGCAGAAGCUAGGCACAAUAUAUUGAGUGGAAGAUAUCCGUGCGAGUCUGAUGAUUACGCGUCACUUGGGUCACUACAGGCAGGAAUUGAGAUGGGAUCUUUUAACCCAGAAAUUCAUACUGUGGACUUUUUCAGACAAAAUCAGCGACAAUUCCUUCCAGAACAUGUAUGUGAACCUACUUGGAUACCUUCAUUUAUUUUAGGUCGCAAGAAAACGUCUCCUUCGGUAAUGCUAUUAGAAAAUUUUCGAAGAAUACCACCGACGACACCGUCUAGGAAACUAGUUAGAAAAUAUCUCGAGCUAUGUUGGGCGCUGCCUUAUUACGGGAGUGCAAUGUUCCAUGGGCAAGUGGAGAGUCCAUCGAAAGGACUCUGGUCGUUCUUGGACUCACCCGACAAUUUUGUACUUUUAGCUAUCAACAAUCACAGCCUUCACGUUAUCGACUAUUAUAGGAAUAGAAUUCUGGUGGGUGCACGCUUCGAGAAUGUGCGGGUGGAGUUGGGCUGGCCUUCUGCAGGUCUUCCUUCCCACCAUGAGUCCAACCCAAAUUGCUUCCCUUGCCUUUUUAUCCAAUUUCUUCAAUCGGACAACAACAGACAGAGUAAAAUGCUCCAGAUAUUUUCCAAACAAGCACCAAUGAUGGACUCUCUCAUUACGAGAUUUCACCGAGCAAAAUGUCGCGAGGAGGAAGGUAGUGAUGAUGUCGAUGGAGUCGGUAACAAUGAUGCGGCUUCGGACAUUGAGGGUGACUUUUUGACUCUGAAAACGGUAACAGAGUGUGGACUGGAAACCUCUUGCCUCACCAACAAACUCGGAGAACUCUCCCUUGCCACCUUCGAUGAGAAUGGCGUUUGUGUUUCUCAAACGGGAUCUUGGGCAUUCUCGCAAUAAAAUAGCGCCAGAAUGAAUUAAUAGUUGCGCUAUAAUUGUUACUAGUAAGUAAAACCAACUCAUCAGUCAUCAUUUUCAGUGCCCUAUGUUUUUAUGACCAUGUUACGACACCGGACUCGACAAUCCAGCAUGUGGGCGGUUAUGUUUGCAACGACUUCAAACAGCACGUAUUGGACAGUACAUUUUUAUGUCAAUCUAAAUCUAUACGCAAACCAAAUCCAUUACACUGAUCGGACUUAUCGUAAUAAAUAAAUAGAGGUGAUAAGUGAACAAACAAACUAGUCUUAUGAUUAUUACUAAAGCGAUAAGACAAGACUAACUAAACAUAUAGGCCACAAAUAUUAUGAUUCUGGUGCGAAAUUGAAAAUCCGUAUAAUUUAGGUUAACCCAAUGAGUCACAUAAAUAUAUGUAUGUACAUAAGUGAUGGCUGACGAAUUUAACAUGCUUCCUUUUUAUGUCCUUAAAUUACAAAAAUAUUGUUUAAAUUUUACCAAUUAUUCUGAUUUUGUUUUGUGUAUUUCAAAUUAACAAAUUGACUAAUUGACAUUGCUGCAUAAUUGUUUUGGCUUAUAUGUAUGUUAUUUAGUCCCAAUAAUAAUUCAUGUCGUUGAGUUUAAACAAUUGUAACUUUUAUAAAUAAUUUGCCAAUCAAGUUAAGUUCAGGAUAACAGACAAAAGAUGCCACUAUUCAAAAUUUUUGACAAUUCUUAUUCAGUUUACUCGGUCUGGCUUAUCAAUGUAAUUCUAUAUGUUAUUGCGUAGUUAAAAUUAUUGUUGUACAAUUUAUUUCUUAAGAGAUACAACUAAGGUCACAUAAACGUGUUUUUGCAAGAUGUAAUCCCCUUCAAACGCAGCGGAAUUUGAUAACAAAAUAAACACUCGUUGUCACGAAUA